This is a messenger RNA of Aspergillus alliaceus, 3103 nucleotides long. Its product is annotated as protein arginine N-methyltransferase. NCBI's taxonomy places the organism in Eukaryota, Fungi, Ascomycota, Eurotiomycetes, Eurotiales, Aspergillaceae. Gene Ontology annotation, cellular component: cytosol; nucleus. Gene Ontology annotation, biological process: peptidyl-arginine N-methylation; regulation of DNA-templated transcription. The coding region runs from base 352 to 2937 and encodes 861 amino acids. The transcript is spliced from 4 exons. The record is from RefSeq and is a predicted model, not a curated record.
AGACAGGGCAGGGACGGUUUCUUAACGCUUGAGUGAGGGGUGGUUGCCAUCCGCUGGUCUGGGUAUUACUAUCUUCUCCUCUCUUUCCCUUAGGAUCGUUCCGGAAUGCUUUCAGGACAUAUUUUGGAUAGAUGCGCAAUUGACCUGAUAUGCGGGACUAAUCUUCCACACAGAUACCGUGUCAACAAUAAUCUCUCUUCAAGCUCUAUAAUUGACUUCAAUCUCUUCUAAUUUCGCGGAAACGGAUUCGACGCUUUACAUCUAUUGUGAUAUAUUUUUUAUGCAAAUUUAAAAAGGACAUUUAAUUGUGAUAUUGGGGAAGCUCUCAGCAGUACCCUUUUGUUUACUGACAUGGAAGGCUUCAGCAACUCAGAGGAUAUGGGUCCCACUUUUUGUAUUGGACAACAUGAGAGCAAACGCGCAGUGCCGAUUACAACCCAGGUUGUACAGGCAGCACAUGAAAGCAAUUAUGAUAUGCUUACCGCCCCUAUAACCACAUCUCAUUUCCAUUCCCGGGUCCUCAGCCUGCUCUCUUCACACCUAUCCAGCAUACAGACAGCAUCUGCUGACGCCAAUGGAGCCAUGGGCUCAACUGAGAACAUACGGCCUCUGGUCAUUCCGCCUUUGACACCUUCUGAUACUCACAUGACCCCCAACGAGGCAAUGACCCAGGUCGUGGGAGUAACCAGUUCAUGGGUCGAUCUCUGUUCCCCAGAUCCGUUGAUCGCAGACAUCUCCCGCCAAGUUCUUAUGCUAGAGGUUGCCUACGCAGCUUUUUGUGGCAUUGGAUAUCUUUUGAUCCCAGGCCCUAAACUGCACCACAGGGAUAUGCACUUGGAAGGCUUGGUUUACUACGGAAGAGCAAUCCAGGAUGCCAUUAAUAUUGGCCCUUAUAUUCAAUUUAACAUCUGGUUGGGGGCAAUUGACAAUCUGGAUUUCGAGGUCGAUCAGAUGGGCGACCUAUCUCCCCUUGCCCGCGAAGAGUUCCUUGUAAAUUUGGACGCAGGUCAAUCGCCGAAAGAGGACCCAUUCGGAACCUGGGAGGCUUGGGACACCAUCAGGAGGACUUGUAAAUAUCACCCACGGCUUUUCGUAGCAAUCUCACUACAAAAGCAACUUCCUUCAAUGUCCGUCCAGUCUAGGUGGCAUUCAGAGCCGGUCCGUCUGCUUACAUUUAAUGCCAAUUCUUUCAUCAAAAAUCAGAAGGGUUACCCUGUUUUAUCCAAAGCUCAUCAAGCUUUGAUUUCUCGGUUCAUGCGUCUUCGAAGCCCACCAUGGAUUCUUCUAUGCGAUGUUGGUACUAUCCCAGGUGUUGAGACUGACAACUCUUCUGCUGUCAAUCUGGAGGGCGCUGAAUAUCCAAGUCUCGCGCAGGCAGCAGUUUCAAACAAGAAGCAUUACGACCCUACACCCCAUCUUUCAUAUAUUAGAAAUCUUCAGCAGCGGCAACCAGCUCGAACCGCCAUUGAAAGGUUCGGAGUAGGCUACCAAGAUUAUUUGCAGGCACCACUGCAGCCCUUGACAGUGAACUUGGAGAGUAUUACGUAUGAGGUCUUUGAGAAAGACCCCAUCAAGUACGAAUGGUAUGAACGUGCUAUUGCAAAAGCCCUGAGGGACUGGCAAGAGCAGAAAAAGCCCACCUCAAACCCGGACGGCCGAGUGGUGGUCGCUGUGGUGGGUGCCGGUAGAGGCCCGCUAGUCACUCGAGCGCUGAAAGCGAGCGCUGAAACGGGCGUUGAUAUUGAUCUGUGGGCUGUCGAGAAAAACCCUAACGCAUUCGUUCUCCUCCAACGUCACAAUAAAAAUUUCUGGGGAGGAAAGGUUACCCUUGUUCAAUCCGACAUGCGAAGUUGGAAAGGACCUCAAGUUGAGAGGAAGCUCUCGACUCCGCAACGUCCGGCACCAGUGGGCCAGUCUCUGGGUAUUGAGGAUUCAAUGCUUUACGAUGCCGAGUCUGAUCCAAAGAAUAAGGCACAAGGCCCCGAGGCGGUAGCCUGCGAGCCUGUCUCUGAGCUUGUACCCACUACUAUGGAUAUUGUAGUCUCCGAGCUGUUGGGCUCGUUCGGUGACAAUGAACUUUCCCCAGAAUGUUUAGAUGGUAUCACUCAUCUACUUCAUCCGGUUCACGGCAUAUCCAUACCUGAAUCUUAUACAGCCCAUCUCUCGCCCAUUUCGGCCCCGAAGCUCCAUGCUGAUGUCAUGCAUCAAACAAUUUCCAAUCCUACAGCCCCAGAAACCCCGUAUGUGGUGAUGUUACACGCUGUGGAUUUUCUCUCUACGAAGCAGUCUACCAGUAUAGGCAAUAGCACCGGUGCUGGUAGCUACCACAGCAACGUGCGCUCUUCCAUAUCGACGCUCCCUGGGAGCGAAACCCCGGCUCCAUUUGUACAGACCGCGUGGUCUUUUUCACACCCUAAUAGGCAUAUCGCUCCGCAGUCUCCUUCCACGUCAACGAUAUCGAAUGCACACAAUGUGCGCCGGACGCGACUGACUUUCCCGAUCCAGAACCGUGGAGUCUGCCAUGGCUUAGCUGGUUACUUUGAAACAGUGUUAUACCGGGAUGUUGAACUUUCGACCAACCCCGUUACUAUGGACAGUAAGAGUGCCAAUAUGAUCAGCUGGUUUCCAAUUUAUUUCCCCCUUAAGACUCCUCUCAACGUACCUAGUAACGGUGAGGUUGUCGUCACGAUGUACAGGCAAACGGAUGAUCGGAAAGUCUGGUACGAGUGGAUGGUAGAAGUGUUUGCUCUCGAACGCCACAUGGAGCCGCCAGCCCCAGAUUUCAUUGCUCCUGUCAUGAGCGGUGCUCGAGGCAAUUCUCCUGGUGCCGAUAGUAAGUCGCAACAGCAGAAACGUAGCGGCCAUAGCAGGACGCGCCGUGUGAAGGUGGGGAUGAGUGACUUGCACUCAAGCAUCAAGGAAGGAUGUCUGAUGUGAGAUGGGCGACUUUGGUUAUAGGAGAUCCAGUGCGGGUGACGGUUUGUCACAAAUAGAUCAUUGAGACAGAGUCGAGAUUUGCAGGAGAUAGGGGUUUCUGAGUAGUAUGAUGUUUUGGGUAUCAAUACCUGAGCCAACUGUUUCAUUCAUUGAUCGAAUAUACUUU